Dovyalis caffra is the source of this 840-nucleotide messenger RNA. The record is from the annotation of a GenBank genome assembly. NCBI's taxonomy places the organism in Eukaryota, Viridiplantae, Streptophyta, Magnoliopsida, Malpighiales, Salicaceae.
AUGGAGGCGACACAAUUUUUAGCAAUACAAACGGAGACAUACAAGUUGGGAUUUAUUGGAGCUGGCAAAAUGGCAGAGAGUAUUGCUAAAGGAGUUGUUCAAUCUGGUGUUUUGCCUCCUCCUCGUAUCUCUACCUCUAUUCACUCUAAUCCUUCUCGUCGUCUCGCUUUCGAAUCUUUUGGUGUCAAAGUUCUCCCUCAGAAUCGCAAUGUUCUUGAAGAGAGUGAUGUGGUCAUUUUCUCCGUCAAACCACAAGUUGUUAAAGAUGUGAUUUUGCAAUUAAGGCCACUGCUCACUAAGGACAAGCUUUUGGUUUCGGUUGCGGCUGGAAUAAAAUUGAAAGAUUUGCAGGAAUGGGCAGGUCAUGGCCGAUUUGUAAGAGUGAUGCCAAAUACUCCUUCCGCUGUUGGUGAGGCAGCGUCAGUUAUGAGCAUGGGUGGAGCUGCAACUGAAGAAGAUGGAGAGCUAAUAACUAAAUUGUUUGGAUCAGUUGGCAAGAUAUGGAGAGCUGAUGAUAAAUUGUUUGAUGCAAUCACUGGCCUAAGUGGAAGUGGCCCAGCUUACAUAUACCUAGCGAUUGAAGCUUUGGCUGAUGGAGGAGUGGCUGCAGGUCUACCACGAGAACUCGCAAUGGGUCUAGCUUCUCAAACUGUUCUAGGGGCAGCAUCUAUGGCCACUAAAACUGGGAAGCAUCCUGGUCAGCUUAAAGAUGAUGUAACAUCACCUGGGGGAACAACUAUUACUGGUAUUCAUGAAUUGGAGAAGGGUGGAUUUCGUGGAACCCUAAUGAAUGCUGUUGUUGCUGCUGCAAAGCGCAGCCGAGAACUUUCGCAGAGCUAA